Chionomys nivalis (European snow vole) is the source of this 1122-nucleotide messenger RNA. It is a transcript of the gene Tmem234, whose product is annotated as transmembrane protein 234. The record is from RefSeq and is a predicted model, not a curated record. The coding region runs from base 31 to 444 and encodes 137 amino acids. The transcript has 5 exons. NCBI's taxonomy places the organism in Eukaryota, Metazoa, Chordata, Mammalia, Rodentia, Cricetidae.
CUCCCGGAAGUAGAAGGGCCUGGCGUUACCAUGGCGGCGUCUCUGGGGCAGGUCCUUGCUCUGGUGCUGGUGGCCGCCCUGUGGGGUGGCACGCAGCCGCUGCUGAAGCGGGCCUCCGCCGGCCUGCAGCAAGUGCAUGAGCAGACGUGGGCCCGGCAGCUGCUGCAGGAGAUGAAGACUCUCUUCUUGAAUACUGAGUAUCUGAUGCCCUUUCUCCUCAACCAGAGUGGCUCCCUUCUCUACUACCUGACCUUGGCAUCAACAGAUCUGACUUUAGCUGUGCCCAUCUGUAACUCUCUGGCCAUGGUCUUCACACUGAUUGUGGGGAAGAUCCUUGGAGAAGAUGUUGGUGGAAAACAGGCAGUGGCUGGCAUGGUACUCGCCAUCACAGGGGUCAUGCUUUGCAUCACAAGCUCGGUGACCAAGACCCAAGGCCAACCCUGACCUUCAGUUCUGCUGUGUUCUGCUGUGUUCAGCAGACUCCAGGCACCGAGGUGCACCGGGGGAUACACCAGCUUGGCUCACUAAGCUUAGCCUCCUUAUUUCUCGGAUCACAUCUACCUCAGGGUCCAGAGUUCCACGACAGCCAAGGAAGGCUACAUGGAGAAACCCUGUCUCAAAAAACCAAAAAGAAAAGAAAAGAAAAAAAGAAAAAGGACCAAGGACCAGCUGUGGGAUGGUUUUGUAAUCUCUGGUGGGUUCAGCUGUUGAGAUUUAGCACUGGAGCCAGGAGUAGUGGCAUGUACCUUUAAUCCCAUCACUCAAAGGGCAGCUACACAGAGAAGCCUUGCAUGAGAGAGAAGAAGAGAUUUCACACUGGAGACUUUUAUACACACACCCCCAGCAGCCCUGCCCAGCAGCCUCUGCCCAGCAGCCGUCUGUUACUGGCCUACUGGCCUGCUCUAGUCCACAUAGCCUCAGCUGUGUGGAAAGGGCUGGCUGCAGUCUCUGAACUGCAGCUUCACAGCCUCAUUACUGGGCAUUACUCAGGGAGAGUGGUUACAUCAGAAUGGCAGAUGGAAGAAAAAUGAGCUCAACUUCCAGUUCCUCGAGUAAGGAGACAGCUGUGCCCGAGCAGCACCUCGCGGCCGCAAACACCUGGCCAGCAGCAGCUUUCAAUAA